AUGGGUGUUCUUAAUGUUAUUGGAGUUACAGCAGUUCUACUGCUAUUUUUCAUAAGCAUGCACUUGUCCGAGGCUGGCAGGAUGUUGCAUAACGAGGAAGAAAACUCGACGACGAACAAACUUUUUGUUUUAAUGGAGUCGAAGCAGAACGCUGUUCAUCCCCCUCCCGAUGGUCCUAAUCCGCGCACCAACAUGCCUAGUCCUACGACUCCUCCUAGUGGUCAUGCUGCUUCAACCAUUAACCAAAGAAACUUUGCAGGCCACACUACUAUAGAAAACUCGACGACGAACAAACUUUUCGUUUUAAUGGAGUCGAAGCAGAAGGCUGUUCAUCCCCCUCCCGAUGGUCAUAAUGAGCACACCGGCAAGCCUGGUCCUGCGACUCCUACUAGUGGUCACGCUGCUUCAACCAUUAACCAAAGAAACUUUGCAGGCCACACUACUAUAGAAAACUCGAUGACGAACAAACUUUUCGUUUUAAUGGAGUCGAAGCAGAAGGCUGUUCAUCCCCCUCCCGAUGGUCAUAAUGAGCACACCGGCCAGCCUGGUCCUGCAACUCCUACUAGUGGUCACGCUGCUUCAACCAUUAACCAAAGAAACUUUGCAGGCCACCCUACUAUAGAAAACUCGACGACGAACAAACUUUUCGUUUUAACGGAGUCGAAGCAGAAGGCUGUUCAUCCCCCUCCCGAUGGUCCUAAUCCGCACACCAACAUGCCUAGUCCUACGACUCCUCCUAGUGGUCAUGCUGCUUAA
Molecule: messenger RNA, 756 nt
Organism: Rosa rugosa (rugosa rose)
Lineage: Eukaryota; Viridiplantae; Streptophyta; Magnoliopsida; Rosales; Rosaceae
Exons: 1
Coding region: 1-756 (251 amino acids)
Source: RefSeq, a predicted model, not a curated record